AUGCUUAAACCAGCAUGUCAAUUACCAUUGAAUAAUGAUAAGUUGACUCUAGAAGAAAGAUAUCAAUUUCCAAGACUCUAUUAUGUACCUUCUACUAUUUAUUCUGAGCCCCGAGUUAUUGCAUUAUCUUUGACAGGAGAAGAAGGUGAACCAUUAUACUGUCAAAAAUGUAAUUCAAAAAGACCUGAACGAAUGCAUCACUGCAGAGAAUGUCAUCGCUGUGUACCUAAAAUGGAUCAGAUCAAUGGCUGUGUCGAUGAUAGCAACUACAAAUACUUUUUUUUAUUUGUGUUUUAUGUUGCGUGCUACUGUUUAUGGAUAGAAUUUGAUAUAAUUCCCAAGAUAGUAUAUGCUAUUCGGACAGAAUAUAAGAAAGACAUAAUGACGUUAAAGUUUUGUUGGGAGCUUUAUAAAUUAUAUUUAUCUUGUAUUUAUCAUGUAUGGAAAAACAUCAUUUUAAUGAUUUGGUAUAAAGAAUGGAUUCCUUUAUUUCAUGGUGUUCAAGGUCUUCAUUUAACAAAUAUCAAUUUACAUUGGUAUAUAUUAACAGCAUUGGGAUUUCUCUUUGGAAUAACGCUCUUAGGCUUCACUCUAGUUCAUUUAUAUUAUAUUUUAACAAAUCAAACAAGCAUUGAACAUAUAGCUGAUCGUUUCAUUUUUGUACGAGCUGAUUUUGACCAAACAGGAAAUAAUUUUGAAGUUGUUCAAAUUCAAGCUAACAAUAAAAUAUAUGACAUUGGGUAUUUUAAAAACUGGUGUUCUGUAAUGGGAUCAAAUCCUUUCUUAUGGAUGAUUCCAGUUCAAGCUUCUAAAGGAAAUUAUGGAUUUGAUAAAAUAUUUCCUUAUAAUCCUAGCUUUUGUAAACACAUUAUUCAGGUUGCUCAAUUACAACAUGAAGCGCGACUGUUAAAUAAGGAAUAA
Messenger RNA from Cokeromyces recurvatus, 921 nucleotides. RefSeq names its product DHHC palmitoyltransferase-domain-containing protein. Gene Ontology annotation, biological process: protein targeting to membrane; peptidyl-L-cysteine S-palmitoylation. Gene Ontology annotation, molecular function: protein-cysteine S-palmitoyltransferase activity. NCBI's taxonomy places the organism in Eukaryota, Fungi, Mucoromycota, Mucoromycetes, Mucorales, Mucoraceae. The record is from RefSeq and is a predicted model, not a curated record. The coding region runs from base 1 to 921 and encodes 306 amino acids. Gene Ontology annotation, cellular component: endoplasmic reticulum; Golgi apparatus. The transcript is spliced from 4 exons.